Molecule: messenger RNA, 1614 nt
Organism: Ramularia collo-cygni
Lineage: Eukaryota; Fungi; Ascomycota; Dothideomycetes; Mycosphaerellales; Mycosphaerellaceae
Exons: 1
Coding region: 1-1614 (537 amino acids)
Source: RefSeq, a predicted model, not a curated record
AUGUUCUCCACAUUAUUCAUUACGCCAAGUUCAUUCCCAAGCGUCUUGGCUACAGAUCCUGGUACAUGUGCGACAUACUGUGCGUUCCGGGAUGUCAUGAGCACGGCGUGCGACGCCGAGUAUUCAUUCGUUGUCCAAUUUAGCACGAACAUCACCACGACAGACUUGGCGCUCAAGAUAUGCCAGGGAUGCUGCUGCAGGCGUUUAAGUCAGCCGCGGAAUGCCGGAACAAGGUCGUGCAAAAGGAACAUUGCACGUGUCCUGAAGGAAUACCUAGCGAUACUACAUGAUGCUUCCCCUGACUCAAUAGAGUCCUGCGGUUAUUUUCGCAUCGACAUGGAGCGGGGCUCGUUGAUCAUCAUUAUAUCCCCCCGAAUUGGCAGGUCUGGGCAACUUGCUUGUGCGCCGCUGCGCCUGCCUGAAGACGACCUCCCAGUUCUCCCAAUUGUUGUAGCUUUGGUAGUCUUCCGUACCGCAUUGAACAUGUCGUUUACUCGCGGCAUGCGGUGGAACAGUCAUAGCAACAAGUUCUGGCUUGGAGUGAUUUUAGCACUCUCUGCUUUGUACUUUUUACUACGCCAUAUAGGACCUGCACUCCAGCAUAAUCUGUUUGAAUACCAACCUCUGUUGCCACAGCGGCUGGAUAUAGCAAGGUUGACCUCUCCAUAUUCAUCGACCAGCAGGCUCACGACAAACCUGGUCAUUGCCAGCGUAAAAUCCGAUGACAUCUCAUGGACCUCUCGAUUGCAAGGCCUUAUACCGAACCUGAGGAUUAUCCGCUAUGUGAGCAACGACCAAACCGCUCAAUACCAUCCAGCGAGACCAAAGGCCCGUGAAGCGCUCAUGUACUUGACGUACCUACAAGACUUCUACCAUGAUCUCGCGGACAUCAACAUCUUCAUCCACGCGGACGAAAGAUCCUGGCAUAUGGAUGCGACUCUCCGAAAGUCUUUGACAUUCGCUCUCACGCAACUCGACCUUGCGCAAGUAGUCGAGAGGGGAUAUUUCAAUCUACGAACUUGGGCAGGAGACAACCCAGAGCACGACUGCCCAAAUGGUUUCAAUACGAGCAAGACCGCGCUGGACAGUCCGAAGGGAGAAGAGCGGUUGAUGGCGCCUGUAUUCCUAGCGAAUUUCCCUGGGGAAGACUUGCCCGAAAUAUUGGCAGGACCAUGCUGCUCACAAUUCGCCGUGAGCAAAGCCGCCGUCUUGAGCAGACCUAUAGAGCAGUACCAGCGAUCAGCUCAAUAUCUCAUCGACUCUCCUUGGCCAGAUCAGCCGGUGGGCAGGCCAUGGGAGCGAUUGUGGCCAUACUUGUUCCAGAAGCGGGCGAUCGACUGUAACAGCGAAUGGCGGACGCUUUGCAGAAUGUAUGGCGUGUGCUUUCCGGGCCAGGAGGAGGGUCAUCAAAGGUAUGAAAGUCUUUGGAAGGAGAAGGAUCAGCUCGAGGAGAAGAUUGGGCUCUGGAGGGAGAUUUGGAGUCCGCGGAUGAUUCGGAAAGACCGCUCGCGGCUGCGAGAUGUUGAGCAUGAGCUUGAAGAGAUGUUGCUACAGGCUUUGAGUCAUGGUCUUGACAUGGCGGUUCGGCAAGAGGCUGGCAGGGCUGUAGAUUGA